CAUUAGCUUUAAAAUUCAGGUUCUAUUUACAUCAACCUGUCGGCAAUGGAUAUCACCAACAACAAUUCUUGUACAAAAUGAUAAAACAAAGUGUCAAGAAGCUGAUUAAUAGUAUAUUCUCAAACUGACUUCAGGUAGCUCGAUGCCUUGAUGCAUCGAAAAGUCUGCUACAACAUUUUUCUUCCUGCAGCAUAACCGAACCUGGGCCAAUUGCACAAAAAGAUCAAACACUGGAAUAAUGAGAAAACUAUCAUGAACGUUUCAAGGUGAUAACGUGGUGAUUCCUAGACACUUAAUGGUAGCAUCACUAAUCAAUCUCUGAGAAUGCCUUGUUGUACUGCUACGAUCUUUUGAGCCAUAGUCUUUUACUGAUUACUAUCCAGAUGAAGGCAUGAAAAACGAAGCCUGCUCCACCUUCUGAUAACUCCAAAAGCCAUCUUCUGAUUUCUAUAUUACUAAUACGAAAAGAAAGAGGAAAUUCCAAUUUUCAGUUUUGACAGGGAGACUUGGAGAACAAAUCCCCAGUCCUGACCGACAAACCCCAAAGUGGCAGAGUCCUAAUCCUUGACCAAUUUAACUAAAACCCGUAUAAAUUCCCAGGUUCCAAGGCCCCUUAUCCUCUGUAACUCGACUAAUAUUUAUCUCGCUCUUUCUUACUCUUCUCUGCCUCCUCUUUUGUCUUAUUUGUUCGGUGUUUGCAAAAGUUUUACUGAUAAUUUUCAAGUAGAAGAAGAUGAAGGUGAUAGCAGCAUACUUGUUGGCCGUGUUGGGAGGAAAUACCAACCCUUGUGCUGAUGAUUUGAAGCACAUUCUUGAUUCUGUUGAAGCUGGUGAUGCCAAGAUUGAGUUGCUUUUGUCCCAAGUCAAUGGAAAGGAUUUGGCAGAGCUUAUUGCUCCUGGAAGACAGAAACUGGCAGCUAUGCCUUGUUCUGGAGAAGCUGCCGCUGCUGCUGCUGCUGUUGGAGGCCAUGCUGCAGCCUCUGCUGCUUCUCCCUCUGCUGCUGCUGAGGACAAGGAGCAGAAAAUUGAAGAAGAAUCAGACGAAGACAUGUGCUUCAGUCUGUUUGAUUGAGGAUUUAAUUAGAAAGCCUGAGUUCAUUAGUUGUUUCGAAAUCAAACCAGUUAAUCAUGUAAAAAUUACAAUUCAUUAUUUAUUAUAAAUUAAUUUAAUAAUUUAAAUUCUUUUGGUUGAGAAUUA
Messenger RNA from Theobroma cacao (cacao), 1198 nucleotides. Its product is annotated as large ribosomal subunit protein P2B-like. Gene Ontology annotation, biological process: cytoplasmic translational elongation. NCBI's taxonomy places the organism in Eukaryota, Viridiplantae, Streptophyta, Magnoliopsida, Malvales, Malvaceae. Gene Ontology annotation, molecular function: structural constituent of ribosome. Gene Ontology annotation, cellular component: cytosolic large ribosomal subunit; ribosome. The record is from RefSeq and is a predicted model, not a curated record.